GAAUGCGAUCAGAGACAUGGUUGUUCGUGGUGCUCCUGCCAUAGCCAUAGCGGCAGCACUAUCAUUGGCUGUGGAAGUUAAUGAUCACGAUUUCACUGGUACACCUGUGGAAGCAGCCUCAUUCGUUUCCAAGAAGUUGGAAUACCUUGUAUCCAGCCGGCCCACAGCAGUGAACCUGUCUGAUGCUGCUACAAAGCUUCAGAACUUAGUGUCAAGAACAGCUGAAACAGCAAAAGAUGCCAAAUCUAUCUUUCAGGUCUUUAUUGAAGCUGCAGAGGCUAUGCUAGUUGAUGAUGUGGCCGAUAAUAAGGCAAUUGGCUUGCAUGGAGCUGAAUUCCUUCAACGGCAGCUUGGAAGUUCGAGAAACAUCUCUGUUCUAACCCAUUGUAAUACUGGCAGCCUUGCAACUGCUGGUUACGGAACUGCCCUAGGGGUCAUUCGUGCUCUUCACUCUGGAGGAGUUUUGGAGAAGGCCUUCUGCACUGAAACUCGUCCAUUUAACCAGGGUUCCAGGCUUACAGCCUUCGAGUUAGUUCAUGACAAAAUACCUGCGACGCUGAUAGCAGACUCUGCUGCAGCUGCACUUAUGAAUAAUGGACAAGUUCAAGCUGUAAUUGUGGGUGCUGAUCGUAUAGCUGCAAAUGGUGACACAGCCAACAAGAUUGGCACAUACAACCUCUCGAUUUCUGCAAAGCAUCACGGCGUGCAGUUUUACGUGGCCGCACCAGUAACUUCGAUUGAUCUCUCCCUCCCGUCUGGGAAGCAAAUCGUCAUAGAAGAAAGAUCUCCAAAGGAAUUGUUGAACUCUGAAGGUGGUCUAGGAAAGCAAGUUGCCGCGUCAGGUAUAUCAGUCUGGAACCCCGCCUUCGAUGUUACUCCAGCAAAUCUAAUUACUGCAAUCAUUACAGAAAAGGGUGUGAUCACAAAGUCUGAUCCUAAUGGAAGUUUCGACAUCAAAGGUUUCAUCGAGCGUGCCAAGUGAUGCCCUCCAGUGAGCAUAGGUUGGCAUGAAUGCAGUGGAACAUCCUUCUCACACAAUUGAUGAUAGGAUGCCCAUGUUGUACUCCCAGCAAUAAGAUCUUUCGAAGUGAGGGAAACAUAAAGUCGCGUACGAGAUGUAUUGUGAGGAUGAGUGUUUGUUAUCCAAAAAGAUGCGUCUUUUGCUAGUGAACUUAAUGUGUUUUCUAGCAAUGAACCAAAACUCGGUUUGAGAUGGAAGACGAGUAGUCGCUAUCUGAAGAACAGAAGUGGGAAUACUGAAAUUUACGUGCAGCAGUGGUCUUUACCUUCUGCUAGUUGAGGUUGCUCCAAUUUUCAUAUGCUGUUUAUAUGGAAGAAUGCAUAUGUUUCACUCAGCAUUGUGAUUAUUUAGUGCACAACUACUGGAGCAUAAACACUUCCUCCUCUGUUCCUCGUUAUGCAGUCUAUGGAAGUUUGUAAGUUUGACUUUGAAUCAAAAGCAUCGGCUAUCUUCUGGAGUA
Messenger RNA from Triticum urartu, 1481 nucleotides. NCBI's taxonomy places the organism in Eukaryota, Viridiplantae, Streptophyta, Magnoliopsida, Poales, Poaceae. The record is from RefSeq and is a predicted model, not a curated record.